AUGGACGGCUAUAACUACGGCUCCAGGCCGCUUCAUGGCCAGUCGUCCCUAAGCCCCGAGACUCCGACGAGUGCAUAUAAGACUAAUGUGAAGAGAACAAAAACAAAGAAAUGGGUCGAAGCUAAGACCCAGAACUACGAUGGCGAUGACUGGGGUAACGACUUCGACGAUGAGCCUGAUGAACAGGUGCCCGUACCUCCUCUUAAACCCAAGAUGGGUUUCCGCCAACCAAGCCCUAGCCAGGCGACAACUGCCAACCUCCCAUCUAAUCAGCCGUCGGCACCCCAAUCUGAGGAGCCGGUGUCGACGACACGACCGCUGCAGCCGACCGGGAAUGAAUCAAGAAUGUCCUCCAGUCCCCGGGCCACGGCUGGUCUCCCACCUCUCCAAACCCAGACUAAGCCGCAGCCUGGGUCAGCCGUCAUCCAGACCGUGUCGAAUGAUAUCAGACCUCCCGAAGUCUCCGGUCCAUCCCCAAUGGACAGCUCUGCUGAGAAGCCUUCGUACGAACAACUGGUAUCGCCGCAAUCGGCCAGUGUUGGCCCAAAUCCCGGCCCUUUUGUAGGCCGCUACGGGCAUUCUCAAAGUAUUCCCUCUUCUGUGGGUAGUCCGCGAGCCUCGCCGCCACCACAGCAGCAGUUAGCACAACACCAGGCUCCUCUUUUUCCACCUCGUAAGAGUAGCAUGAGCCAACAUGACACGGAUCGUCAUUCGAACUCGCGAUCAAGCUCCACUCAUCCUCCCCUUGUUGAACAAAGGCCGACGUCUCCUCCCAUUAUCACAUCGUCUGGCACGCCCUCGAAUUCCGAGGCACUUCCUUUUGUGCGUCCCUCUGAUAUUUAUCGCCGUCUGGAUGAUGAGAAAGAAGAGGGGCAGCGGCCCACGGAGUUGGAACGGCCAAGCUUGGACAGUACCGGAAACCCCGUGAGCGAUCGCUCCGCAUCGCCUUCGAAAGCAGCCGUUUCUGGCGCCGAAAGUAGCGAGCAGUCUGGGGGCGAUACUUUGGCCAGGUCAGAAGGAGGAGAUGCCGCCCAAAACAAACAGCAAACCGUUUUGAAGCCGGUUGCAGAAAGAAGGAGCGAGUACGGCUUCGACGGCCUACACACACACCCUCAAAACCACAUUCAUUCGCCUGCAUUUGGAAACCUUGAACAAGGUAGUCUUGGUGUACCUGAACCAUCAUCUGAACCUCAACUGCAACACCCAAGUAAUGAAGAGGCUGAGCAGCAACGGCGUUAUUCCUCAAGCCCACGUUUGCCUGAUCUCGCUCGCAUGUCGCUUUUUGGAGACGAUUUUUUCUCCAACCCUGGCAAGUUCGCUGACGACGCCCCCCCAAUGCCUCCUUUGCAGCCGCCGCCUGGACUGGCGUCUUCACCUGGGAACUCACUGUCUAAGGAAACGACAGCGGCGGCAGGUGUCGAAGUAGGAUCCUCACUGUCGACUUCCAGUUCAACUCCGCAACGAGCCGAAUCUCCACAGGUACCUGACCAACAAGACAGAAAUAAAUUAGUUUGUCUGCCAGAGGAAUCGCCAGCAAAUGAGCACUUGGAGCCGACAGUAUCGAGCUUGCCUUCCCAGGCAUCACGACCUUCCCUUCCUGGUGGCUGGGUCACUGAGACACGGUCAGUCACCGACGAACAGACACCACCUGCUACGGUUUUAAAGAAGGUCGCAAACUUGGAUUCUGGUGAGGUUUCUCCCAUAUCCGACAAUGAAGACGAAGAACCACAUAGUGGUGGUGUCUUGACGGCGAAGGAACCGGUAUCGAUACCGAUUCCUAUUCCUGCCGACUCACAGCAGGCUGAAGCAUCCAAUCGGGAUGCCGACAAAGCUAAUAUCGGUAUCAAGCCUUUGGCUCCUCUGAAUCCUCAGCCUUCGAAUAGCUCUUCAAUGGAUUUUGUGGCACCGGAGAAGUUGCAUCGCGAAUCGACCAUGAGCACGAUUAACUCUCCAUCCCCUGUCAAAGAAAGCGACAAGUUGAGAGAAGAGAUCAUGCGCAGCCUAAGCCCAGUUCGUCCCACAAAUGACGUGAACGGCAGGAUACUAGGCCAGGCCGGAGAGGAUAGUGGUCCUCGUGAGAGCACGUACCUACAUGGUGUCUAUGAUGACUACUGGGCCGCAGGGGACGAUAAGCCCAGUGUACCUGACUUACCUGCCAAGCAAGCCGAGCAGAUAGUCACCUCUGCCUCAAAUAAAGACAUUUCCGAGGUUCCUCCAUUGAGUCCCCGUAAAGAGGCUGCUGGAACACCCCCAAUUCAUGGUCGGCGGUUUUCUUGGGAGGCGGGCUUGGAGCAAGUAACCUCAGAACCCACCGACCUUGAAAAAGAUCCCCUGCCUGGAUCUCAACCACAACCCAGCUCUGGGGUUACUGUCAGCCCAUCUUCUGCUCAGGAGCAUUCACAGUCACAGGCUUUGUCGCUUGAAGAACUUAAAGAAGCCGGGCAUUCGCAGCCAUCCUCCGCAAAAGAUGAGACGCAUAUCGCAGUGCCACCAAAUUCAGGCACGAUGUCACACCAAGCGUCGCAGGUCAACUCGGUGCCGAGAGAUCAGUUGGGCUCGGAAAUUAUUCAACCCCCAUCGGCUGUAUCAGUCUUGACUGAUAUAAACAGUGCUCCGACCGCACAGCCCCGGCGCGUGUCACUAGCGGAAGAAAAGUCAAUGGUUGAGGUUUCGCCUAGUCCCGUCUCUCCCAGCCCACCGCCGGGUGUCCACCCGGCGGUGGGCCAAUCUUCGGAGGAACCUACGCCUCCGCUUGCAUCUCCCGAGUUAUCACAGCAUCAGCAGCACCAGCCGGCCGCUCCAGUUAAGAUCACUAACUUCAAAGAAAUCAUGGAGCUUCCAAGCGCAUCGGAGAGGAUCCACAAGUACAAUGAAACCAGAGAACAGUUUGCGUCGAUGGACUCUGGGCUUAACAAUUGGUUAGCCACUCUAAAGUCUCAACACCCGGAGCACGCCAAUGCGACUGCCUCUUUCGCAGCCCAUGCUUCGAAUGCUGGUCAACCGCAGUCUUCACCAGCUGCAUCCCAGCCGGCUUCUCAGCAGCCUUAUUACCAACAGUAUCUGAAUGCAAGCUCGCCCAACGUCAACACGGCAUCAGCAUCAGGUCGUCCUCCUGUGGGCAGUGUGCCUAUGGGGUCCCAUUCACCUUCAAGCGAUUUCAAGCAUUCGAGCGGUCAAGUUGGGGCGAAGGGCAAGGGACUGUUGCUUGCGGCGGGUAAGGCGGGUAAAGGUCUAUUGAGCAAGGGCAAGAACAAACUCCGUGGCACUGGGGACAAGAGCGAUUCGUCUCCCCCGCCGGCCCAGUCCCAAUCCAAGGCCAAAGCAGAGCGUCGUACGUCAUGGGGCAUUAGCCUCGGAACCCGCUCAUUACCCCAUGCCGGCAGUCAUGCACAUUCAGCGUCGUUCUCAGAAUCUAUGCCUGGCCCAGCUCUUAGUUCACAAACAAUCCCGGAACAUCCGGCAUCUCCGACUCCACCACCUCAACUGCCCCAGACGUCACGUAUCUCCCCAUUCGAUGCCUUGACUCAGGACAAUAAGCCUUCGGCCUGGGCCCCACCUCGGCCUAAGACCCCUAAGCAUCCUGCCGACGCUCGCCGGAACAGCGAGUCGGAGCCAGUGUCUCCCGUCUCGGAGACUCAGUCCGUAUCGGGCCCUCAGGAGCACAACAAGACCCAUGAUGGAACCUUUGGCGGCGGCGGCGACCUCCAAGCGUCAACAUCCGCGGACAAGAACCAGUUAUCGUGCGAUCCCUUGAAAGGUACAUCCUUGGUUGAAAAAGAGGGAUUCGAGAUGGGGCAGCCCGAGGAUCUCAGCACCCAUGCGCAUUCUACUCUUCCUGCUCCAACUGUUUUGCCAGCACAAACCACAUCAGCAACGAAGAACACAAAAAUUGAGGACCAGUAUGAUGAUUGGGUAGUGGUAUCGCCGCAGUCAGCUGCUUCGGAACAUGUUUAUGUAGUGUCACCAGAGUCACCGCAGCUGGCCCGUUCAAUCCAGCCCGCUGGAACCAGUAACGAGAUUUUCUUGAAGGAGAAAUCCAAACCUGUUGCCAGUCAGGAUGUUACUACGGAUGCGUCACAUGCAUACCGACAUGUCCAACAGCAGACUCAGUACCAGGCUCAUCAGCAACUGCCAUCUCAACAACAGUCAGAAUCACCUCAACGCCAGUCUUCUUUCAUCGGUCUUCCCCCCAUCAGACGGAGUUCUACCUUCGGAGUUAAUCUCACUAGGAGAGCCAAAAAGCGAUUCUCUCUGGACGAGGAAGACGACGCUGAAGGACAAGUUCUUGUAUCGUCUCCAGUUAGAACGUCAGCAGGGCAACAAGGGCCCGGUCCCAGCAGCACGUCGCAAAUCCAGCAAGGAGAGCCCAAACUAUCUAUUCAAACUGCGCAGCCUGCGCAAAUCGAGACAGGACUGUCUGCUUCCCGAAAGGACAGCACUAUAUCUCAUCAAAUCAUUUCAGCCACAUCUACUCAGGCUGCAACCUUAGCGACAGAAAGCACCGGUGUUGACUGGAGGGUUGAUGACGAGAAAAGACCAUUAGAUCCUCGAUCAUCUUUCAGGCCUGGUGGCCCCACCCCAGAUCCCAUUAAUACACAGCUCGCAGCGCAGAAUGAGGGCCGCAUAGGGGGUCAGCUGUUAGGUCCUGGUAUGCGAUCUCAACAAGGAAUGAUGUCACCGACUUUGGGGGGUAAUCCAAUUCAUCACCUCCCACCGCAAGGGCCCUGGAAGCUUGAGGAAUCUCACCUCUCAGAGCCACUUCUACCAGCAAGCCGCAAUCGCCAGUCUGGUGGUUCAGUGUCUCCGCACCAGCCGUUCUUUGGCUUUGAUAAAGAGACUGGAGUGCCCCCGCCAACAGUAUCACGUCAAGAGACGCAGCUCCCGCCCCGACAUAAGUUCUCGGAGGUGCCUCCAUCAUCAGCACAGCGAUAUCCCGGCUUGUUCACCUCACCACCGCAAGGCUACCCGAACCCUACUUCUCCAACUGGACCGUGGAGCUCUUACGAUCUUGGUCAGCAACAUCAUCCACGAGACAAUACCUCUUUAAAGAGGACCCAAACAGGCGACUCCGAAGUAAGCAGCGUGGAGCCGUCGGGAGAUGAUGAUCGGGGUAGAAGCAAAUACGGUUCAUGUUUCUUCAAAGAGAUUGGUGACCGCUUGUCGCGGGCAUCUUCAAGAGAAAGACAAAACUUCAAAGACGAGGCGGGAAUGCCUGGCCAUCCCGUCGGCUCUGAUGAGAGAGAUAGGAAUUCUGUGUCAAGCAUUGCCACGCAAGAGAUUCAGGAUAGACAAAAGCGGCGGUCUAGUUUCUUCCUUACUUUAAGGGGAUCCAGGCCCUCAGAUGCUGAAAAGCCAUUAGUUCAGGAUGGUGAUGGAACUGUACCCUCGCCCAAAGCCAGUCCCAAACCCAUCUUUGAUCAAAGCCAACAGUCGGCCGCGUUUGCAGACAGAAAACGAUCGUUUCUCGGCCCAGCUGCGAACGACACCUCUAUCAACCAUCCAUCUCUGUCUCGCUCAUCCACUUCAACUGCUGAGAACGAGCAUGCCUCUGGUGCCAGAGGCCCUCCAAAGAAACGAUUCUCUGGCUUUGCUGGUAAAGUUUUCAACCGCACUUCGAGCCAGCAAGAUCUACAGUUGCCGUCAAAACCUGGUACAUCUCAUUCAGUAGCAUCAUCUUUUCAGAGUCACAAUACUGGAGCUAUCGGGAAUCAAGUAGGCGUACCUAGUUCGCCGAUAGCUCAAGGAAGAGAACGUAGCAACACCACAGGUUCCGGGCCAUAUAGUCUACACCAGACCGGUAAGCAAUUACAGACUGUUGGUGAGGAGGACCGCGGAAGGAGAAGCUCAGCAGGUGGCUUUCUGUCUGGUUUGUUUGGUCACCGAUCCUCCAGAAAUCAAGAGGUCCAGCAACCUGUCCAACAUGGGCCAUAUCAGAAUAGUCAAGCCCUCGCGCAAGUCAAAAUGCAACAGUCCGGACAUCAAAUUCAACCUUCCAGCCUCGGGCCAAACCGUCAAAUUGGGCAGCUGCCAAUAAACGGCCCGGCACAACAUCCAUUCUAUCCUCAAUUGUCAGCUGGGCAUUUAGCCCCAGGCAAUGGAGCUCAAUCACAGCCUGUUGCGACUCAGCAAGACCCAUCACAAUCGUUGGAUGGAGCUCGCUCGCCAGCCUCUCAUCUUUCGCAACCCACGACCUUGAUUCCAGAUACUAAACAGGGCUACGGCCCAGCCAGGUUGGGAGCACGACCAACUUCCGAUGUUGAGAGUGGCAUACAUCAAGAUCAAGAUGCGCCAGACAAGACAGCCAAAGGUAUCGAUUACCCACAAAUUAAACCUGAACAUACCCCAAACAGGGCAGCGCCCCCAGGGGAGCGUCGCCACAUCCCAACAUCUCAAAUCACUCAGGGCGAACCUUCACCGGCAUUAUCUGAGCGGAGUGACAGGCGACAAACCUCUCCUUCACUGUCGCAAGUCCGCGAUGAACCAUCACAUGAUGUGCAGUCAGGUGGUCAGAUUCAAACUCAAAUGAACCCUAUACAGGGGAUAGGUGCCGCACAACAAUCACCUUCUAAGCUCGAAGGCGGGCAAUUGCAAUCUACUGAUUCUCGACCGCCCCCUCUAUUACAAGCACACGGCAACGCCGCUCAUACUCCUAGAAACCCAGGGGAUUCUGUCAGCCGGUUCCCUGACCGACCUGUGUCUUUGCAGGCCCCAGCCGGUGCGAGACCUCAAUCACCCGGCAGUGCGGCCAAUCGGUCAGAUAUAUCACAGCACUCGCCUACAUCAGCGUCGCUGAGACUGUCAGAUGCCUCCCAGGUACAGCCUCCGCCUCCUACUACCACCACCACUACUACUACCCCUACUGUGGUAGGCGGGCAAGCACCUGCAUCAGGAACAUUCAAAGGCCCAUCAGACCCAUUCGUCCAGGGAAGUGUGAAACGACCUGAUGAGACCUCUCGGCAAAUGUCUUCCUUCGCGCCUCAGGGGUUCCGCCAGCAGGCCUAUACUCUUGCAGAUCUCGGUCCUGGCCAGUUCUCUCAGAUACCAUCGAACCCAAGACAGCAACAUUCACUCCCUUAUGCAUCAGGACAAGGGCAGCAACCGGCUGUCCUAGCCCUGAGUGACCAGGGACAGCAAGGCUCAGUCUCUAAAUGGUUUAAGAGUAGAGCCUCUACACAAGCCGUUCAAUCUCAACCUUACCAGAAAGAAUCAACAACCAAAUCUCUCUUUGGCGCAUUCAAGAGAUCCUCAAAACAGCCAGAGCCUCGACAGUCGCAACUGCCGCCGCAACAAUCAUCACAACCUGGCCAAGGACAGCAACCGCCAUCAAUCCAUAUUAGACACGGGCAGCAAGGGAUACCACCAUCCGGUCCUCUGAACCAGCGCAACAUUCAUCCAAUGCAAGGGCCUCCCCAUCUUAUGUAUCAGCAGCAGCGUCAAUCACCGUUGCCAUCAGCAGCAUCUGGACAACGGCCACCUCCUCAGCACAUCUUGUCCAAUGGAGGCCUAGAUGCCUCCCAAGGUGGAAACCAAAUCUCACAGUACCAACGAAUGAAAGCUGAUCCUGCGAUGACCCAAGUUCCCACUCCUCCCGGUUUACACCCUCACAUGCCUCAGUCUCAGCCUUAUCAGGAGCCCCAGUAUGAUCAAGUUCCAAUUCCUCGAGGUUACGCCGCCGUUCAUGGCGAAGGAGGCAUGGCCCCUUCCCCCUAUAACAUCGGACAUCCUUCGCCACCAGCUCAGUAUCCCCACCAUCAGAUAUCGCUUGUGCAGCAACACUGGGCCCAGCCUCCAAUUGCUCCAAGCCGUCCUUCAGAUGCGUCAAUACAGAGCCAGCAGCAGCAUCAACAUCAGACAGUGCAAAUUCAACCCCAAAGUCAACUUCAUAUUCAGCCCGUGGUACCUCUGAUGGCGGACCGGCGCAUAAGUGCGGCAUCUCACCUGUCCAAUGUCUCGAAUACAAGCCACAGUUCACAGCUUGGUUAUAACAGUCCUAACGGAGGUGUGCAAGGAUAUGGCCAACAUCGGCAAAGGGAACCUAGCGUUUCAUAUCUCUCGUCUCAGGACGUGGGCCCGAAUACUCUAGUCAACCAUCAUCCCGAUUCCCAAGUUGAUUCCCCAGGCAACCUUCAUCUCAGCUCCCAUACCCCGAACCAAUUGGACUACCAGACUGUACCUCAGACAGAGCAGUCUCCCCCCCCUCCUCCUCCUCAACAACAACAGCAGCAGCAGCAACAGCAAUUAAAUCCAGUCGUCCCUGCUGAACAGUAUACGGCAUCUUCGCAAACCCAACCAAAAAUUGGCAGAGGUUUCCAGGAUUCGAAAGUUUCCGAUAUUGACGGAGAUCAAGUGCGUGGUACUAAUGUGGCCAAGGCCCAGCUUAAUGGCCUAUCAUCUUCUAAUAUACACACAACAACUCCAAAAGAUGUUGCCGCCGAGCCAGAAAGCGUUGGGGACAAUACUUUGCGAGCCGCGUCUUCAGCCACACUGGUCAUGGCAGGCAGAAACCAAGCCCCGAUCCCGUCCACAACUGCUGCUCCUCAUUUGAGUAUCAAUGUACAAAAGGCAAACCAGGAGGGCUCAGACGACAUCUAUGACUCUACCCCACGCCUACCAUCUGGUCCAUCUCCUCCAUCAGCACAACCCGUCAUUGCGAUUAAGACUGGGCAAAGUCAGGUCAGCGAUAGUUCAGCAGAUGAAGCGCCGCGCAACGCUACUCACACCAACGGCAAUAUUAACGGUGCAGCUUCAACCACACUUACCCGCGGCAAAAGCACAAGGGCGGAGCUAGAAGACACUGAAGACGAGCGUAUGAGAACCAUGAGGCUCGAGGCUCAAGAGGAGAAGAUUUUAGUUGACCCCUACGAAGAGAAGCAGUCCUCGGGGAAUAAAUACAGAAAAGAUGAUGAUCCAGACGCCCCCCAGAUGAGCGCAACAAGCUAUCCUGGGCAAGAAUGGAACCCAUAUGGGGCCGGCGGCUAUGAGGACUGGGACUAG
Molecule: messenger RNA, 8994 nt
Organism: Colletotrichum truncatum
Lineage: Eukaryota; Fungi; Ascomycota; Sordariomycetes; Glomerellales; Glomerellaceae
Source: RefSeq, a predicted model, not a curated record